Messenger RNA from Sinocyclocheilus grahami, 1285 nucleotides. It is a transcript of the gene mob3a, whose product is annotated as MOB kinase activator 3A. The transcript has 4 exons. Lineage: Eukaryota; Metazoa; Chordata; Actinopteri; Cypriniformes; Cyprinidae. The record is from RefSeq and is a predicted model, not a curated record. The coding region runs from base 292 to 942 and encodes 216 amino acids.
GAUGUUUCAACAGAGGAAGUGUACUUCGCUCAGAAGGGAGGGGCUUGUGGUUUCCUUCGAAAGUGUGGACUUAAUAAUUGUUACAGUACGAAGGCCACGUUCCUUUUAAUUCUAUAACAAUUGCAAAUACAAUGUAAUUACAAUAACCAAGAACGCUCUUGAAUAACGUACAAAAUAGAGGUCGGUGUAAAAAGGCAGUUCGCAUCAAAGCGGAACAAGAAAGGCACUCGCUCGGCUAUCAAAAGGCUAAUUUUAGACAACAUUACACAACCAUCCCGUCCCCCAGCAACCAUGUCCAUGGCCCUAAAACAAGUCUUCAACAAGGACAGAACAUUCCGGCCCAAGCGCAAGUUUGAGCCUGGAACGCAGCGCUUUGAGUUGCACAAGAAAGCACAGGCGUCCCUAAAUGCUGGCCUGGACCUGAAACAGGCGGUGCAGCUGCCGCACGGCGAAGACCUCAAUGACUGGGUGGCCGUUCACGUGGUGGACUUCUUUAACCGCAUCAACCUCAUCUACGGCACCAUCAGCGACUCCUGCACAGACCAGACCUGCCCCGUUAUGUCCGGCGGGCCGAAGUACGAGUACCGCUGGCAGGAUGAGCAAAAGUACAAGAAGCCCACCGCUCUCUCUGCACCCAAAUACAUGAGCCUGCUAAUGGAAUGGAUUGAGGUCCAGAUCAACAAUGAGCAGAUCUUCCCCACUAAUGUUGGUACGCCAUUCCCUAAGACCUUCAUGCAGGUAGCAAAGAAGAUCUUGUCUCGUUUGUUCCGAGUCUUUGUCCACGUCUACAUCCACCACUUUGACCGCGUGAGCCAGAUGGGAGCAGAGGCCCACGUGAACACCUGUUACAAACAUUUCUAUUACUUCGUUACUGAAUUCAGCCUCAUAGACCACAAAGAGCUGGAACCUCUGAAAGAGAUGACAGCACGGAUGUGCCACUGAAAAAGAGAGCAGACCUUUACAUUCCAGACAGAUCAGAACCAUGCAAAUUUACAGUUUAAAAGCAGAUGAAACAGAAACCAAACUUUCAAAGACUUUAUUUUUAUACGUUUUUAAAGUACUGUAAUCUUCUGUUUAGGGACAGACAUGUACAUCUCUCUAUAUUCUCAUGUGUAGGCAUAUGGAGAGUAUUUUUAAUAGAAAGCAGUAUUAUCAAUUAUUUUUGUUUUUCCAAAUUUGUUCUGAAUCAUUCCUUUUGUUCUGUCGAACUGUUAUAAUCUUUAACAUACAGAUUAUAUUUGACUAUUUAUGUAUGUCGUUGAGAUAUUAAAACCACUUCCUCUUG